AUGAAUGGAGUCAAGGAGUUGAGCCAGCAUGGCUCCAACCUCAACGAGGUGAGCCGUACGGUUACUCAGAUCGUCUGCCACCCCAACUACAUCAGUAGUACCAGUAACAACGACAUCUGUCUGCUGAAGCUCUCCACCCCCGUGACUUUUACCAACUACAUCUGGCCAGUCUGCCUAGCUGCACCAGGUUGCUCCUUCUAUGCUGGCACUACUAGCUGGGUCACAGGCUGGGGCACCAUCAGCAGUGGAGGAAUGUUGAUCAAUUUUCGGUUUAUCAUCCCAUAUCUACCACAGAUCCUACAGGAGGUGGAUGUGCCAGUAGUGGGAAACAGGCAGUGUAACUGUAACUAUGGAGUUGGCUCCAUCACUGAAAACAUGAUCUGUGCUGGUCCAUCAGCAGGAGGAAAGGAUUCCUGUCAGGGGGACUCAGGAGGUCCGAUUGUGAGCAAACAGGGUAGUCGCUGGAUCCAGUCUGGCGUUGUGAGUUUUGGCCACGGCUGUGCUCUGGCAAAUUUCCCAGGUGUGUAUGCCAGAGUUUCCCAGUACCAGACCUGGAUCAACAGCCAGAUCACCAGUGACCAGCCAGGCUUCACCACCUUCUUAUCCAGUGGGACUGACUCUGACCUCCGUGUCACCUGCACAGGUCUGCCAUCAGUCAGAACCACCACCACCACCCCUACUACCACACCUGCACCUGUGGUGUGUGGCAGCGCCAGCGCCUCUUUGAACUCCCGUAUUGGUGGGGGAAGCUCGUUGGCGACAGCAGGCUUGUGGCCCUGGAUAGCCACCCUACAGAAGAACGGGGCACGCGUCUGCGGGGGCACGUUAGUGGCGGUAGACUCUGUUCUGAGCGAUGCUAGCUGCUUCUCCAGGUAA
Messenger RNA from Salvelinus sp. IW2-2015, 876 nucleotides. Its product is annotated as polyserase-2-like. The record is from RefSeq and is a predicted model, not a curated record. Gene Ontology annotation, biological process: proteolysis. Gene Ontology annotation, molecular function: serine-type endopeptidase activity. Lineage: Eukaryota; Metazoa; Chordata; Actinopteri; Salmoniformes; Salmonidae.